This is a messenger RNA of Laetiporus sulphureus 93-53, 2014 nucleotides long. Its product is annotated as maltose permease. Gene Ontology annotation, biological process: carbohydrate transport; transmembrane transport. Gene Ontology annotation, molecular function: carbohydrate:proton symporter activity. The transcript is spliced from 14 exons. Lineage: Eukaryota; Fungi; Basidiomycota; Agaricomycetes; Polyporales; Laetiporaceae. The record is from RefSeq and is a predicted model, not a curated record. Gene Ontology annotation, cellular component: membrane. Bases 134 to 1747 code for a protein of 537 amino acids.
GGAUAUUUUGGACAACGGUGUCCAUGGCCGCGACCCGCAUUCACAUAAGAAUCCUCAAGCUUCCAUCGCGAUCUUCGUGCUCUACCCACACCUACCACCGCAGUGCAACGCCGUUCAUUCCCCAGAUCCACGCAUGAACAACCCUGAAAAGGUUGAUCCCACCCACGUCGAGGAUGCUGCAAGCCUCGAUAAGGGACAGCAGCAGUUCGGAAACCUCACGGCACUUGCACAGGCCGCUGCGACGGAUAAGGCGCUAUCGCCGCUGCAUGCCGUGCGCGUGUACUGGCAGGCGACGUUUUGGUGUCUAUUCAUGUGUAUGGGCGCCCUCCUGUGGGGUUACGACUCGCAGGUCGGAGGCGGUUUGCUCAGCGUACCCUCGUUCCGCAGAGACUUCGGGUUCUUUGAUGAAAGCUCGUCCCAAUACAUUCUCGCGGCGCGAUGGCAAAGUGCCUUCAACAGCGUCAGCUCUGUGGGCGGCAUCUUUGGUGGUCUGUCACUAGGAUACGUCUCGGAUAAGCUUGGACGACGAGGCGCUGUGGCCGUCUGCUGCGUGGUCUCCAUCGUGGGCAUUCUGAUUCAAUUCUUCACGUAUCCGCACAAGAACGCCCAGCUGCUUGUGGGGAAGCUUGUCAAUGGCUAUGCUCUCGGCAUGUACGUAUCCGGUGCCAGCUCUUACUGCUCUGAGGUAUCUCCCCUGGCGUUGCGAGGUAUCACGACGUCGUCCGUGAAUCUGUGGAUCGACCUCGGACAGCUCAUGUCGAAUGGCGUCAUCGAAGGUACCGGAGAAUGGUCAUCUGCAUACGCAUAUAGGCUGCCCUUCGCACUCCAGUGGAUCUUCCCCGUUCUGCUGCUCAUCGGGCUCCCGUUCGCACCUGAGUCGCCGUGGUGGCUUGUGCGCAAGGGACGGAAGGAAGAGGCACACAAGAUCCUCACGAGGCUCUCUGGCGGCGCGACGGACGUAGACCUGCAGUUGCAGCAGAUCCAGGAGACGAUCGUUCUCGAGGACUCGUAUGCAGCCAAUUCGACAUACGCGGAUUGCUUCCGAGGUGUGAACUUGACAAGGACGAUCAUCGCAUGCAUGGUCUUCGUGCUCCAGCAAGCGGCAGGUGUGGUCUUCGUCCUCGGCUACAGCACGUACUUCUUCGAGCUGGCUGGCUUCCCCGACGGUAAUGCCUUCCGCUUGGGCGUCGGAGUUACAGGCAUCGGUGUUGCUGGGAAUCUCUUGACGUUCUACACCGUCAACCGAUACGGGCGUCGGUUCAUCUUCAACUGGACGAUGUUGGGAUGCACGAUCGUGCUUCUCCUCAUCGGCUUCCUAGCAAUUCCGACGCAUAACCAGAACGCGAAAUGGGCGAUGGCUGCGUUUACCUUGAUAUACAACUUCAUAUAUCAGACCGGAAUCGGUCCUCUUGGAUACGUCAUUUUCGCCGAGGUAUCUUCCGCCAAGUUGCGAUCCAAGACGGUCGGCAUCGGUAUCCUAGUCAACUCGCUUUGUGGCAUGGUUAUGAACAUCGUCAUCCCAUACUUGGUGACACCGGACGAGGCGAACCUCGGCGGGAAGGUGGGCUUCAUCUUCGGCGGCCUUGCCGCGAUUGGGACGGUCUGGGCGUACUUCUACAUCCCCGAGACGAAGAACCGUACAGUGGACGAGCUGGACACGAUGUUCGAGCGGCGUGUCCCGCCGCGCAAGUUCGGAACGUACAACGGGGAGGAGGAGGACUUACCGCAGGAGAUCUCCGAAAAGUGAUGGAGAGGGUCUCAGAGGACCAGGACAAUGGCGGUGGGCAACUGGGUUCGGCUGGUUUGUGUGCAUUGAUUUGCAGAUGGCGUUGACGAACGUUAUGACCUGCGAUGGAUGACCUUCGAUGACUUGAUGACUGAGGUAUACUGGGUACUGUACUGUAGGCAUUGAUUUAGGUCUCCUGGGGUAGUUGUCUAGCAUUGUAUAAUCGACCCUCCUUAGGGAGCGUUGUUCAAAGCAUGGCCUUCGUUCAAAUGAUGCCAUGGUCAAUCU